CGUCGCUUGCUAGAGCACGAAGAGAGAGAGAGAGAGAGAGAGAGAGAGAGAGAGAGAGAGCGGCGAAGGGCGAACCCGGCGUCCCGGCGAUGGAGUUCGUGGACGCCCUCACCGGCUUCCGCAUCGAUGGGCGCCGACCCAACGAGAUGCGGAAGCUCAAGGGCGAGGUCGGCGUCGUCGCGCGGGCCGACGGGUCCGCGCUGUUCGAGAUGGGCAAUACUAGGGUCAUAGCCGCCGUCUACGGCCCUCGAGAGGUCCAGAACAAAGGUCAGCAAGUGAACAGCAAAGAGGCUUUGGUUCGUUGUGAGUACAGGAUGGCAGAAUUUAGUACAGGAGAUCGGAGAAGAAAGCCGAAAGGUGACAGGCGAUCAACAGAAAUUUCUCUUGUUAUUCGACAGACAAUGGAGGCAAGCAUAUUAACAGAUUUAAUGCCACGUUCACAGAUUGAUAUAUUUGUCCAAGUUCUUCAAGCUGAUGGUGGAACAAGGUCAGCAUGCAUCAAUGCCGCAACACUAGCUCUUGCAGAUGCCGGGAUUCCAAUGCGAGACAUUAUCACGUCUUGUAGUGCUGGGUAUCUGUGUUCCACUCCUUUGCUUGAUCUGAAUUACGUAGAAGACAGUGCUGGGGGUCCAGAUGUCACAGUUGGUAUUCUUGCAAAGAUGGACAAAGUGACUCUUCUUCAGAUGGAUGCAAAAUUACCGAUGGACACAUUUGAAAACGUAAUGGAACUUGCCAUAGAAGGGUGCAAAGCAAUUGCGACAUACAUCCGAGAGGUGCUAUUGGAGAACACAAAGCGGCUGGAGUGUCAGCGUGGUUAAUUUUAAAAGUUAAGAGACUAUAGGAAGAUUAAUAGCCUGAACAUGUUGAAGAUUGCUACCCAUAAAUGGACAUCACUCAUUGUGUAAAAGGCUUGCUAAUUGAGGAUGAAUGGCUUCAGUGCAGUGCAGUUGGCAUGAAAUUCCUGAGCUUGACUCGCAUCAUCUGAUGAUAACGGAUUUCUAGGACGCAGGUUUCCUGAGAUGGACUCACUUGUAGAAACUUGAUUGACUCUUUCCUUGAAAACAAACAGCAACAUCUUCAUUUUCACCAGUUGUACCAAUUGAAAUAGGUGCAUUUUUUGCGCCCUGGUAAGAGCUUGUACUGAAUGCAUCAGGCCGGUCACUAGCUGUCUAAUUCUUCUGAAAGCUUAUCUCCUCAGAAAGCAAGUUGUGGUUACUCCUGAAAGCU
This is a messenger RNA of Panicum virgatum (switchgrass), 1227 nucleotides long. RefSeq names its product exosome complex component RRP41 homolog. Lineage: Eukaryota; Viridiplantae; Streptophyta; Magnoliopsida; Poales; Poaceae. Gene Ontology annotation, cellular component: cytoplasmic exosome (RNase complex); nuclear exosome (RNase complex); nucleolus. The coding region runs from base 90 to 818 and encodes 242 amino acids. The record is from RefSeq and is a predicted model, not a curated record. Gene Ontology annotation, biological process: rRNA catabolic process; nuclear mRNA surveillance; poly(A)-dependent snoRNA 3'-end processing. The transcript has 12 exons.